Messenger RNA from Acaromyces ingoldii, 894 nucleotides. Its product is annotated as Extradiol aromatic ring-opening dioxygenase. The transcript has a single exon. The coding region runs from base 1 to 894 and encodes 297 amino acids. Gene Ontology annotation, molecular function: zinc ion binding; oxidoreductase activity, acting on single donors with incorporation of molecular oxygen; ferrous iron binding. NCBI's taxonomy places the organism in Eukaryota, Fungi, Basidiomycota, Exobasidiomycetes, Exobasidiales, Cryptobasidiaceae. The record is from RefSeq and is a predicted model, not a curated record.
AUGUCGACUAAUGCACACGUCGGCGCAAGCACUGGCCGAGCGCCAAUCUGGUUUAUCGCUCAUGGCGGGCCUCCGACAAUGUACGAUCGCCAGCAUCCGGCGUACAAGCACUGGCUCCGCGUCGCCCGUGAGAUCAAAGAGUCAAAGCUCAAGGCAAUCGUCUUCAUCUCUGCCCACUGGCAGCGCGAGGACGGUCCCUCCAAGUCCGUUUCGGUCAAUGUCGCAGAGACGAUACCGCUCGUGUACGACUUCUACGGGUUUCCUAAGCACUACUACGAGGAAACUUUUGAGACGAGGAACCCCGAGUGGCUCAGCAAGGCGGUCCGCGAUCAGCUCUCUUCCAAGGGCUACCACGUGGAGAGCGUCGAGCGCGGGCUCGACCAUGGCGUCUGGGUUCCUCUCCUGGCCGCCUUUGGCCCAAAGCUUGACAUUCCGCUUAUCCAGGUCUCACUCCCACCUUCGACGAGACCGGAUCAGGACGGCAUCGACGCCUUGCAGCUCGGUGCCGCGCUGCGACCACUCCGGGACCAAGGCUUCGCAAUCGUCGGUGGCGGUCAGCCCGUCCACAACCUCCGCGACUUCUUUCGAUACAGCCAAAUGGGUCCAGGGGUCAAGGCACCAUACGCCCAAAGCUUUGCCACGGCCUUGACGCAGGCCCUCGUGCCGCCCUCUUCUCAUCCAUCCAAGGACGAAGACAACACCACGGACCCCAGACGAUGGGAUGCAGCAAAGGCCCUCUUUCUGCGGCCCGACUACAGGCAGGCCCACCCCACCAGCGAGCACCUGCUCCCCGCCCUGGUCGCCCUAGGUGCUGCGCACUCUGACGAGGCAGGCACCGAGCAGAUCGAUCACAUCGAUGGCGCUCUCGCCUGGAACAUGUACCGAUACGGAUAG